AUGAAUCUGACUACGGCAGCGUGCAAAGGCUGGAAGGAUUCGGUGGAGAAGGAGGAGAGAUUGCGGUUGAAGUGGUUCAACAAGAACGAAGCCCAAUUUAUAGCAUCUACAUUGAAGGAAGGCGUGAAGCUGGUGAGCAAGGAGGAGCUGGAUAAUCUGGUAGAGACUAGGAAGGAUUUGUACACGAACGCGGAGCGCCAUCCGAGGAUCAAAACCGAAGAUGUACCGAACACGGACAAUCAUUCUGUAUACCACAUUAUGAGACCGGUUAAGCCCGAGCAUAGCACGCUUCUGUACACCAGUUCGAACGUGGGUCGAGUAACUUAUUUGGCCGCAAGGAUGCACGUGCUUCCUGAAGAUAGAUAUUAUUUCCCGGAGACCACAAGCUUUAGGUACGGCUGGAAGAUGUGGCCUUGCGCCAAGACGAUGCAAGGAUCAAAGUUUGGAAAAUCCGCUAUCAUCCGGCAAAGCUUUUACAGGCGAAGAGCUGGCAUAGAGCAGGAUCCGGAUUAUUACAUACAACCGGCGAAAUUAAGUCCGACAGUGUGCAAUUGCACUUAA
This is a messenger RNA of Nicrophorus vespilloides, 561 nucleotides long. RefSeq lists its product as uncharacterized. The transcript has 2 exons. Lineage: Eukaryota; Metazoa; Arthropoda; Insecta; Coleoptera; Silphidae. The record is from RefSeq and is a predicted model, not a curated record. Bases 1 to 561 code for a protein of 186 amino acids.